AUCCGUUGCAGCGCUGCCCCUCGGCGCUAGUCCGCUUUGGGGUCUCUCUCUUCUGCCGGCAGGCGGUCGCUCUCGUGAUAGAUAAACAAAACAUCAUUAUUAUCGUCGGCGGUGCAGCCACACCGCAACAGCUGUUCCGGGUCGUUAACGAAGCGCGGGUUUUGGUUCAAGGUUCUUCGUUCUAUGCAACCAUGGCUUACAACCGGGCGAGCCAGCAAUUCCAUGGUGGCCAGCAUCAUGGUCGCGGUCGCAAGAAGGAAGAUGACAGCGACGCUCUGAUGCGUCUGCCGGACAAGGAGAUUGCAGGAUGUAUCAAUGAUAUCGGCGUCCCUUUCACCCCGGCCGAUCUAGUCAAGCCAAAUCCGCAGCAGAUCCAGAUGGUGAUGGAAUGGUUCGCAGAGCUUCUUAUGAAUACGACUCGUGAAACAGUCGACCCUGCAAUGAGAGCGGCGGCAGAGGAUGUUUGCGGCGACUAUGCAGACAUCGUGCCUAAUGACACGCGCAAUUUGAUGGGAUUCUUCAUAAAUUUGCGAAAGCUGAUGAUAGAGUGCGGUGUCAACGACUUUACGUUUACGGAUCUGACAAGGCCGACCCAUGAUCGACUCGUGAAGAUCUUCUCGUAUCUCAUUAAUUUUGUCCGGUUUCGAGAGUCACAGACGGCCGUGAUCGAUGAGCAUUUCAACAAAGCAGAGGGAACCAAGGCGCGAAUCGAGACGCUCUAUGCGGAGAACCAGGAGAUGGAACAACGCCUGGAGGAGAUGAAGCGGAAUCAGAAAGCGAUCGAGGGCCAAGUGAAGGACAAGGUCAGACGGAACGAUGAGCUGAAAGCGCGGUUGCUGGAGUUGAGGCGAGGUCAGGAAAGAGUCGCAGAGACGUUGGAGCGAGUGAAGGCAGAGAAGGCCCGACGGCAAGCCUUGCUCGAAGAAAAGAUGGAGAAGGUCGUCCGCAGCCGGCAGGAGGCUGAGAAACUGAGGCCAUACGUUCUGCAGAGCCCUGCAACCCUUCAGCAAAAUCUAACCGAACUUUCGGAGAAUCUCAUGCGUGAAAAGGCGCAUAUUGACUCUAUGGAAAAGAGACUGCGAGCGUUGCAGACUUCAGCAGAUACAUUCAAUGUCGUCGCAAACGAUGUGCACGCCUGCGCCAAACUUCUCGAGGAUAUUUCGGCCGAGCUCCAAAAGGAAGAAGAAGAAGACGCUAGGGCUGUUCGGAACAGGGAAGCCAUCUCUGAGAGAGGAAACAAUGUUCGGGAGGUGGAGCAGACAGAGAAAUUACUGCAAAGACAGCUAGCCCGAUGGAACGAGAGGAUAGAGGCGCUGCGGAAGAAUAGCCAGGAGAAGCAAGAGAUUGCUCAGGCAAGGAUGGAAGAGCUGCGGAAUAUCCAGAAACAGCUUCGUGAAGAACGCGCAGAGAAACAACGCGAGAUGGAACGGAGGAGAAUACGAAUCGAGCAGACUGAAAAGAAGAUGGCGGAUCUCAAGGAAAAUAUCGAGCGUGAAAUUCACAGCGCGCAUGACGAGUAUCUGAAGAUGGAGUCGCACAUCAAGCUCUACAUUACCGAGAUGGAAAAGUGUCUAUGAUUUCUUUUUGGCACGCUGGAAGGUAGUUGGAGUUUAUUGGCUGGCUAGUCUAGGAUACCCAUUUUCUUUCGAUGUGAUAUGAUAUACAUAGAUACCUGGGAUAUGGAUAUGGCGUUUAAUGGCCUAUUGUGUUGUGAUAUCCAUCAAGUCUCUGCUGACAUUUGUUUCUUUUGCUCAAAAUUAAACCAUCUUUGUGCGAUGCUUUUCACAGGUACACUGCUUCCAGACCGGCCAGCUCCCUCACCACUGGAUCUCGUGGUACCACUGAGUAAUGGCACAUGGACAUUCCAGAGGCCAUCACCCCGCUCACUGCUCUGAGGAUCUAGGGCGUCCUUACAUUCACAGAGGACUAUAUCGAGACUUUCCCUAGCAGAAACCUCAACGGCAAGGGCCAGAGUCCUCGACAAGCCUUGGGCAGAGAACUCGGAAGAUGUAGCAUGGAGAGCUACAAGAUCGACAAUUGCUAACAGCGGCCUGCUGCUAUUGUCCG
Molecule: messenger RNA, 2067 nt
Organism: Paecilomyces variotii
Lineage: Eukaryota; Fungi; Ascomycota; Eurotiomycetes; Eurotiales; Thermoascaceae
Product: kinetochore protein Nuf2
Exons: 4
Coding region: 192-1577 (461 amino acids)
Biological process (GO): kinetochore organization; mitotic spindle organization; attachment of mitotic spindle microtubules to kinetochore
Cellular component (GO): Ndc80 complex; kinetochore
Molecular function (GO): protein-containing complex binding
Source: RefSeq, a predicted model, not a curated record